AACUUAUUGCUUCAUCAAUAAAAUUGAAGAGCAAUGAGUACUAUUUUAAUGCUUUUGUUUUUCAGUCUAGUUACUGUCAACAUUAGUUUCAAUGAGGGUUGUAUUGAGAGUGAGAGACAAGCCCUUUUCAUGUUCAAACAGGAUCUCAUAAAUCAUGCAAAUCGGUUGGCUUCUUGGACAGUUGAUAAAGAUUGUUGUGAUUGGGUUGGAGUUGUUUGUGACAAUGUGACUGGCCAUGUGCUUCAACUCCAUCUUACAAAUCCACUAUCUUCUCCGGGAAAUCUUUAUGCCCGUGAUGCUGACUAUGAGGCCUUUGAAAGGUCAAAGCUAAGAGGUAAGAUAAACCCUUCUUUGCUCAUGCUGAAGCAUUUGAAUUAUUUGGACUUAAGCAACAAUGCGUUUGAAGGUAUUCCCAUUCCCAAGUUCUUGGGUUCUAUUGAGAGUUUAAGAUAUCUUAAUCUCUCUCACGCUGGAUUUAAAGGAUUAGUUCCUCAUCAACUCGGAAAUCUAUCGAGUUUACAGAUUCUUAAUCUUGCCGAUGAUGAAGGUUAUCUCUAUGUUGCCAAUCUCCAAUGGUUGUCUGGUCUUUCCUCGUUAGAACACCUUGAUUUGAGUAAUGUGAGCCUUAUAGAGGUUUCCAAUUGGUUGAAAGUGGUAAAUACACUUCCUUCCUUGCAGGAACUAUAUUUAUCAGGCUGUCAACUUCCUCAGGUUCCUCCACCCGCAAAUCUUAAUCUGUCAUCUCUUACAAUUCUCGAUCUUUCUUCCAAUUCUCUUGAAAAUACCUUGGUCGACUUUAGCUGGAUAUUUCAGCUCAAGUCCCUAGUUUCCCUUGAUCUGAGUGGUAAUAAUUUCCAAGGAUGUAUAUUUGAUGGCCUUGAAAACAUGACUUCUCUUACGCACCUUGAUCUUUCAGAUAACUCUUUUAAUUCUUCAAUACCUGACUGGUUGUAUAAUCUUAACUCUCUUCAAUUUCUUAGCCUUAGAUUUAACUACUUGCAAGGUUUAAUUUCAAGUGCCGUAGGAAACAUGAGUUCUGCCAUUAGCCUUGACUUCUCAGGGAAUGAACUUGAAGGAAAGAUUCCAAGAUCAAUGGGAAAUCUUUGUAACUUAAAAUCAAUUGAUUAUUCAGGUGUGAAUUUAAGUCAAGAUAUAUCUGACAUUUUAGAAAGUUUAUCGGGAUGUGUUUCUAAACAACUUGUUUUCUUGGGUUUAAGUGGGUGUCAACUUUCUGGUCAAUUAAGUAACCGACUUGUGAACUUUAAGAAUUUGAAAGAACUUUAUUUGUUUAAUAACUCAAUCUCGGGUCCGAUUCCGUUGUCCAUAGGACAACUUUCGUCCUUGAGCGUUUUAUUUCUUGGUCGGAACAAAUUAACUGGCCAACUUCCCGAGUCAGUUGGACGACUUGCAAAUUUGGAAAUAUUUUCUUUUUCUCAUAAUUUAUUAAGCGGGGUUGUUUCAGAAAUUCACUUUGACAAUCUUACAAAAUUGAAACUGUUAUUGGCUUCUGGGACCCCACUUGUUUUAAAAGUCCGUCCUAAUUGGAUUCCUCCUUUUCAACUCACAACUUUGAAAUUAAGAUAUUGGCAUGUAGGUCGGCAGUUUCCUCUGUGGCUUCAUUCACAAAAAUAUUUAAGAUAUGUAGAUAUCUCUAACUCAGGAAUUUCGGAUAGCAUUCCUAGUUGGGUUUGGAAUUCACCCUUCCAAAUUUAUUAUUUGAAUCUCUCUCACAACCAAAUCCAUGGGCAGAUUCCUGAUAUACCUAGGACUGCAUUUGUUGAUUCUGUCAUUGACCUUAGUUUUAAUAGUUUUAGUGGUCCAUUACCUCAAGUCUCUUCCAACGUGUCUUUUCUAGACCUCUCCAAUAAUCUUUUGUUAGGAUCGCUCUUCCACCUUUUGUGUUAUAAGUUGAAGGAGACCAUGAGAAUCAAAAUUCUUAAUCUUGGUGAAAAUUUUUUGUCUGGGGAGAUUCCAGAUUGUUGGAUGAAUUGGCAAAACUUAAGGAUCUUAAAAUUAGAUAACAACAGUCUUACCGGAAGAAUACCUAACUCUAUAGGAAUUUUACAGUCCCUUCAAUUAUUGCAUCUUAAUGGAAACCACCUCUCCGGAGAAAUUCCAUUGUCACUGAAAAAUUGCACAAAUUUGAUGCUACUUGAUUUUGAUGACAAUGAAUUCCAUGGGCACAUCCCUAAAUGGCUAGGCCAUGGCUUUCCAAAGCUAAAAGUCUUGAUCCUUCGUUCAAACAAGUUUUCAGGGUACAUACCAGAUCAAUUGUGCGUUCUGGAUUCUCUCCAAGUCUUGGACCUUUCUUAUAAUGAUCUCUUCGGAAGUUUACCAAGAUGUUUAAGUAACUUUAGUGCCAUGGUAGAAACCAGCGGUACUACGGAAACUUAUACAUCUCUUGCUCCGUUAAUUGUGAUGAAAGGUCAAAUCCUAGACUAUCAAAUUCUUUCUCGCAUUUUUGUUGCAUCAAUUGUGAUGAAAGGUCAAAUGCUAGAGUAUAGCACAACUCUUGACUUGGUCAGAUGCAUAGAUUUCUCUAACAACAAUUUAUCAGGAGAAAUCCCCGUGGAAGUAACAAACUUAUUAGGAUUGGGGUCAUUGAAUUUAUCAAAUAAUCUUUUGACCGGAACAAUACCGAAAAAUAUUGGCGUGAUGAAGUCACUAGAAUCGGUUGAUUUCUCUCUCAACAAAUUGUCUGGUCCAAUUCCUGAAAGCAUCUCAACGUUGACAUUUUUGAACCACUUGAACUUGUCUUACAACAACUUGAUCGGACAAAUUCCUUCGAGCACUCAGUUACAAAGCUUGGAGCCGUCCAACUUUAUUGGCAACCAACUCUGUGGAUUGCCACUUCCAAACAAGUGUUCUGCGAAUGGUACAAUUCAGAAUACUAGAAAUGGAAGAGGAGAAAAUGAUAAGGGAUUUGUUACGGAUUGGUUCUGGUUCGGCAUGGCAUAUGGAUUUGUGAUUGGCUUUUGGAGUGUGUUUUUGCCUUUGGUGAUUGAUAGGCAACGGUGGAGGUUCAUAUAUGCACUCUUCACUUUUCAAAAAAAUUUGGGAAAUCGAUAACUUUAGUUCAACAAAGUUAUGUAGUGUUCUUCAACUCUGACGACCCACAUCUGGAGGGCAGACUCUUGUGCUAGGGAACUUCUUGUUGAAGUUAAUGCUUGCUUUGCCAAGUGGACCUUGUGACGUGGAAAUCCACUUGGACCUCAUGCGCCACAGUGCAUGUUUUUGCUGGUUUGAAGACUCAACGUGGUCGUAUGCAUGGGAUCCAUUUCAUGGUGCUUUACACUUGUUAAUCUCCAAAGAACAAGUGUUUUUAUGUGAAUCUUCUGAUGUAAUUGCUUGUUUAAGUUCUGUUUGUAAUAUAGUGUGUGUAAGCUGUUUUUAAGUCUCUGUUUUAGUGCUCCAUAACAGAGCACAUGUUGAAUAAAAGACCAUCUGUUGUUUCCUUAUUUUUCACAACACUUCUGCACCAGGUCACGGAAUGUACAUUUGUACCCCUUUUCAGAUUUUUGCUAAUUUGUUUAGUUGUGAUUUUAAACUUGU
This is a messenger RNA of Theobroma cacao (cacao), 3552 nucleotides long. RefSeq names its product receptor-like protein EIX2. The record is from RefSeq and is a predicted model, not a curated record. Gene Ontology annotation, molecular function: protein binding. Lineage: Eukaryota; Viridiplantae; Streptophyta; Magnoliopsida; Malvales; Malvaceae.